CUGGCAAGCGCUGGCAGUUCCGAGGCGGAGAUGCUGAGGAGCGCUGGGUUCGCUAGCAGCGCUGGCCACUGCGGACUCCCGAGGAGCUCCGGACCGUGAAAAUCCCUGCGCAGCGGCCAAUCCCGAGGCCAUUCACCCCUCCAGAAGCCAGACAAGCGGAGAGUCCAGCGCAGCGGAGGCUUUUCCCGGAUCCUGGGCUUUCGGAGCGUUCUGGAACCCCGAGAGACACCCCCGCGGGCUCUAGAAGCUCCCCCAGCAGCCCCCAGUCCCGGCUUCCCGCGCGCGUCUGUCUGAAAGCCCCUCGGGUGCACGGGCGGUCGCCGAGCCGCGUCUGGGUCCUGGCGCACACCAUGAUCGUUGCGGACUCCGAGUGCCGCGCGGAGCUGAAGGGCUACCUGCCCGGGGCUGGAGAGGAGCAGAGAGAGAGCCGCGUCCGACGAGGCCCCCGAGGGCCCAGCGCCUUCAUUCCAGUAGAGGAGGUCCUGCAGGAGGGACCCGAGAGCCUCGAGCAGCACCUGGGGCUGGAGGCACUGAUGUCCUUGGGGCGGGUGGACAACCUGGCCGUGGUGAUGGGCCUGCACCCCGACUACUUUACCAGCUUCUGGCGCCUGCACUACCUGCUGCUGCACACGGAUGGGCCCCUGGCCAAUUCCUGGCGCCAUUACAUCGCCAUCAUGGCUGCUGCCCGCCACCAGUGUUCCUACCUGGUGGGCUCCCACAUGGCCGAGUUCCUGCAGACUGGCGGUGACCCUGAGUGGCUGCUUGGCCUCCACCGCGCCCCUGAGAAACUGCGCAAGCUCAGCGAGAUCAACAAGCUGCUGGCCCAUCGGCCAUGGCUCAUCACCAAGGAGCACAUCCAGGCCUUGCUGAAGACGGGCGAGCACAGCUGGUCCCUGGCCGAGCUCAUCCAGGCCCUGGUCCUGCUCACACACUGCCACUCGCUGGCCUCCUUCGUGUUCGGCUGUGGCAUCCUCCCUGAGGGGGACCCUGAGGGCAGCCCCGCUCCCCAGGCCCCUUCACCCCCCAGUGAGCAGAGCACGCCCCCUAGCAGGGACUCGCUGAACCACUCCGGGGGCUUUGAGGCUGCCCGCGAUGUGGAAGCUCUAAUGGAACGCAUGAGGCAGCUGCAGGAGAGCCUGCUGCGGGAUGAGGGCGCCUCACAGGAAGAGAUGGAGAGCCGCUUUGAGCUGGAGAAGUCAGAGAGCCUACUGGUGACCCCCUCAGUGGACAUCCUGGAACCCUCUGCAAACCCAGAUAUGCUGUGCUUCGUGGAAGACCCCACUUUCGGAUAUGAGGACUUUACCCGGCGAGGGACUCAGGCACCCCCCACCUUCCGUGCCCAGGAUUAUACCUGGGAAGACCAUGGCUAUUCACUGAUCCAGCGGCUCUACCCUGAGGGUGGACAGCUGCUGGAUGAGAAGUUCCAGGCAGCCUAUAGUCUCACCUAUAACACCAUCGCCAUGCACAGUGGAGUAGAUACCUCCAUGCUCCGCAGGGCCAUCUGGAAUUACAUCCACUGCGUCUUUGGCAUCAGAUAUGAUGACUAUGACUAUGGGGAGGUGAACCAGCUCCUGGAGCGGAACCUCAAGGUCUAUAUCAAGACAGUGGCCUGCUAUCCGGAGAAGACCACCCGAAGAAUGUACAACCACUUCUGGAGGCACUUCCGCCACUCAGAGAAGGUGCGGCUCAUGGGGGAGGAACAGGAUGGAAGCCUGUGGAGGAGGCGAGGGCUCGGGACCAGAGGUCCUGACCCGGGGAUCCAACCUGCGUCUCUUCAUGUCUCCUGCAUCGGCAGGCAGGUUCUUUACCACGAGCACCCCCUGGGAAGCCCAUUUACUCACCUGUAA
Messenger RNA from Budorcas taxicolor (takin), 1847 nucleotides. It is a transcript of the gene SESN2, whose product is annotated as sestrin 2. Lineage: Eukaryota; Metazoa; Chordata; Mammalia; Artiodactyla; Bovidae. Gene Ontology annotation, molecular function: L-leucine binding; oxidoreductase activity, acting on peroxide as acceptor. Gene Ontology annotation, biological process: regulation of response to reactive oxygen species; positive regulation of macroautophagy; cellular response to leucine starvation. The record is from RefSeq and is a predicted model, not a curated record. Gene Ontology annotation, cellular component: nucleus.